Messenger RNA from Drosophila grimshawi, 1649 nucleotides. Its product is annotated as bestrophin-4. Lineage: Eukaryota; Metazoa; Arthropoda; Insecta; Diptera; Drosophilidae. The record is from RefSeq and is a predicted model, not a curated record. Gene Ontology annotation, molecular function: chloride channel activity. The transcript has 6 exons. Bases 33 to 1574 code for a protein of 513 amino acids.
UGGCUUAUUGUAGACCUGUAUCGAGCUCAAUCAUGACUGUAACAUACACAGCUAACGUGAGCACUUCAAGGCUUUUGAGCAAUUUUUUGAGAUUGCUAUUCAGGUGGCGUGGCAGUAUUUACAAACUAGUCUGGGCGGAUUUGAUUGUUUUUCUUGGUUUAUAUUUGAUACUGGCUAUAACAUAUCGACUGUUCAUGAAUGAUGCAACACGCAAGGCGUUUGAGUCUGUGGCGACCUAUUGUUACACCCAUGCCAGCUUAAUACCGUUGUCAUUUGUGCUGGGCUUCUAUGUGAGCAUUGUUAUGACGCGCUGGUGGGCGCAAUAUACGACCAUUCCAUGGCCAGAUUCGGUGGCCACACUCGUCAGCUCCAGUGUGCAUGGCUUCGAUGAUCGUGCCCGGGCCAUGCGACGCACAAUCCUGCGAUAUGUGUGCCUGUGUCAGGUUAUUGUCUUCACAAUGAUAUCGCCCAGCGUUAAAAAGCGUUUCCCCACCUACGAUCAGAUCAUCGAAGCGGGUCUGCUGCAGGAAAACGAAAAGAAUAUAAUUGCGACGCUGGAUCUGGCAUUUCCACACUAUCCCAAACACUGGAUGCCCAUCGUCUGGGCCGCCAGCAUUGUGAUGCGGGCCCGGAAGGAGAAUAAGAUUCGCGAUGAUUAUGCGGUCAAAUCGAUUAUCGACGAGCUGAACCACUUUCGAGGCCAAUGCGGAUUUCUGCUGUAUUACGACUGGGUCAGUGUGCCCCUGGUUUACACGCAGGUGGUUACACUGGCCACCUACACGUUCUUCCUGUGCAGCGUCAUUGGCCAGCAGUGGAUUGAGAAUCCGAGGAGUCGCACAGCCACAAAUAAAAUAGAUCAAUACUUUCCUAUUAUGACGGUUCUGCAGUUCUUCUUCUAUAUGGGCUGGCUGAAAGUAGCCGAGUCCCUAAUUAAUCCCUUUGGCGAAGAUGAUGACGAUUUCGAGCUCAACUGGAUGAUUGAUCGCAAUCUGGCUGUGUCCUAUUUGAUUGUAGAUGAGAUGCAUCAGGAUCAUCCGGAGCUGCUCAAAGAUCAAUACUGGGAUGAAGUGUUCCCCAAUGAGCUACCUUAUACCGACGAAUCGAAGCGUCAGGGACCGCCAGAAGCAUCCACAGCCAAACUGGUUGCAUCGAAAACACCUGUCGCUGAGUCGAGAAAAGCUAUUGAAAAUGUUAUGCAACGCAGCGGCUCAACUAGCACCUUUAUUUCAUGGUCCACCUCUGAAAUUCUACGCAUGCGCAACCACAACAUGAACAAUUCUCGCGUAACCUUCCGCGACAUCAACUCGAACUUGAAAGUGAAACCAGCAGCAAGCUUGAACUUGGAGGAGCUAAUCGAGCAGCGCCAUCGCGAGAGAAGCGAGAGAUUGCGUCAUCGAUUCCUUAAUAUGCGCUCCAAUCAGAGACCCUCUUCAUCAGGACGCUAUAAGGUUACGGUAUUACGUCCCCCAUCACCACGCAGUAGUGACCUUGGUUCACAACCCAUAUCGGAGGGAGAAGAGGAGCACGUAGAAGAGUCUGCAGUUCCCAAUAAUAAACAAGAUAAAUAUGAAUAGCAAAUAAUUUUAACAUUUAUUAAUAUACAUAAAAAAGAUGUGGUUUUGAAAACCUAUUAAAUAAUUAUAUGUUCC